Molecule: messenger RNA, 1281 nt
Organism: Hyposmocoma kahamanoa
Lineage: Eukaryota; Metazoa; Arthropoda; Insecta; Lepidoptera; Cosmopterigidae
Gene: Kif19A
Product: kinesin-like protein KIF19
Exons: 7
Coding region: 1-1281 (426 amino acids)
Biological process (GO): microtubule-based movement
Molecular function (GO): microtubule binding; ATP binding; microtubule motor activity
Source: RefSeq, a predicted model, not a curated record
AUGUUUUCCCACAGCGUAACAGUAUCUAGCCAAGUCGAAGGUGGCACACAACGCGGGCGCUUAUUCCUUAUAGACCUGGCCGGGUCUGAACGCGCGGGGUUACGUGCGCGCCGAUUGGAAGGGGCACACAUCAACCGCUCCUUGCUUGCCCUUGGGAACUGCAUCAUGGCUUUGUCAGGAGGCGCUAGAUACGUGAACUACCGGGAUUCGAAACUUACCCGUCUGCUGCGCGAGGUGCUGGGCGGACGGUGCCGCACGGCCAUGGUGGCACACGUGGCGCCCGGCCACUCACAUCGCGACACCACACGGUCGACGUUGCAUUAUGCGCAGAAGGCCAACUCCAUCACGAACAGGGUUGAACGAGAGCUGGUGAAGACUCCGAUGCACUUGUCUCAAUACCGAACAGUCAUCAGCGACCUUCGUGAGGAGAUCGCGCGGUUGAAGCACAAGAUGAAGGAUGAUAAAUCCAGAACAAAAGAAGAUCUCCAAUUAGACACAGAAACAAACAAAGAAGUAUCACCAGAAGACGCGGCCCAUCUCAAAUCUCUCAGAGAAGCAAUUGUUUCCACAUUCAAGCAACAAAUGCGUCUUCGGCGACGACUCAUGGAGCUCGAUAGCCACCUUUUGGGAUUGGCUUUGGAUGCUGAGAGACAGCAUGCGACGAUUUCUCACUGGGAGGCAAGAUUUAAUCGUCUCUACAAGCCUAUUAGUUUGUCUGGAUCUAGGCUUAGCACGCAACAGAGUUAUAGGGGCGGGACGGGGCAAUCGGGCGCGAGCGGCAGCAGCGAGCGCGCCGAGGCCGAGGUGGCCGUGGAGCAGGCCUGGGCCGAGCUGGCGGCCGUCGAGCGCGAGCAGGAGUCGGCCCGCGCCGAGAGGGACCGCGUCGAGCGGCAGCUCGAGCAGGUGCGCCUGCGCGGCGCGCAGCUCGAGCAGGAGCUGCCAGCGCGAAUAAACAGCGGCCCAGAGCGUGAAGUCCUAGCUUUAGUAUGCCGCGUCCAUGAACUAGAGGCAGACAAGCUGGCGCUGCAGGGCGAGAGAGCUGCGCGGGCGCACGAGCUACGACGCCGGGACCUCGCAUUGCAGCGUCGCGACGCGCAGAGGCGGCUGUCGGAUGAGAUUAUCACUAGACAACGUCGCGCUUUCGAAGAGAUGGGCAUCGAUGUUACACCGGAGCUGGCUCAAUUGUACGAGCUGUAUCAACAGGAGAUCCAUGCGUCUACUUACACGGAAAGCAAUGAUAUACACACUCCUUAUCGCUUGCCACCUAUAACCUCUAGGUAA